Molecule: messenger RNA, 2604 nt
Organism: Folsomia candida
Lineage: Eukaryota; Metazoa; Arthropoda; Collembola; Entomobryomorpha; Isotomidae
Product: protein SPT2 homolog
Exons: 5
Coding region: 640-2472 (610 amino acids)
Biological process (GO): nucleosome assembly; regulation of DNA-templated transcription
Cellular component (GO): nucleolus
Molecular function (GO): DNA binding; histone binding
Source: RefSeq, a predicted model, not a curated record
ACAAAAUUCCUACUCACUUCACUCACCAUAAUAUUAGCAUCAUCCAUUAGCAUAACAUUAAUCUGUAACUGCACAAUAAUAAUAUUCAUCCUUUGGGGAUAACACCUUAUCUGUCCCGUGUUGACUACUUUACGGGUUAGAACCAAAUUGGAAAGGGAACACGACAGACGUUUUUCACUCGCAGUCGCAUGUGCAGUCAGCACACAAAAAGAGAACAUACGAAAUUUUGAAAGAACAGAACUGAAUAGAAAUUAGAAAUUAAUAUUUUUGCCACAUUAUAUAAAUAUUAAAUAUAUAUAGUUUUUCAACUUGCAUCGUAGUGAAUGCAAUUAUAAAAAAAAUAUCGUCAUAAUUUACAAAAUUUUAAUUAGUUAUUUAAGACUCAACUUUGGCAGGAAUGAAGUAGGUUGGGAAUUAGGUUACGGGUUUGUACAUUUGUAAAAUUAACCUUGUGGUGCAUAUAUUCUGUUUUUAUCUCGUAGUUUUAGUUGAGACCAAUUGUGCAUUUAUUUGGUCGGGUAAACUUCUAAUCCGAAUAUAGUCUGUGAUAAGUUGCAGUAGUUUAUUUAGUUAAACUGCAGCUACGUUUAGUAAUUGAAACGAAAAGAUCAAUAUAAGAUAGGAGUCAGGGUCAUCGUCAUGUCUGGGAGUGUGGGUUCGUAUAGGGACUUGAUGUCCAUUGCUGCAGCCAAUUCUCAAAGCAAGCAGAGAGAGUUGGAACAGCGUAAAGCUCAGCUUAACAAGGAGAAAAAGAUGGAUCCGAAGCAAGCCAAAUUGAAAGUCGGGGUUCAAAAGUUUUUAGCCAAGAAGGAGGAGGAGGAGCGUCGCAAGAAGCAGGAGGCCGAUAUCAAAAAGAAAGCACUGAUAGAGCUAAGAAAUCAAGAUCGCAAAGCGACGAAUCGUGUCAAGAGAAUGAUUAACAUGACCAAAUCGGCGGAUAAAGGGGUCCUCGCUGAGGCUAAAGAUUGUCUAAGUCAGGCCUGUAAUGAACAAGCCGGAGAAACCCAACCCGAUGAGGACGACUACGGCUAUACUUCCACAUACGCGAACGAAAUGUAUAAAAAGAUGAUGGAGAAAUACCAAAGCGAUGCGAAGAAGGCCCCUCCUAGCUAUAGUAAAUUUGAAAAAGUUCAGCAAGUGAAGAAGCCAUCGUCGUCAGGGAAGGAGUCUAAAUUAAAUGGCAGUCAUAUUCCAACUGAUCUCGAAAAUAGUUCGGCAAAGGGAAAAGCUAAAUCAAAGAAAGCUGCAGCUCCGCCCCCUCCCACAUUUGAAGAUUUAAUGCGCCUGGCGAAAGAAAAGUCAAAAGAACCUGUUGUUCUCAAGAAGCUAGCUAAGGACCCAGUGGAUGGGUUUGAAUUUGGGCGUCCCAUGACAUCUCGACAGAAAAAAGCAUAUCUUGAAGAAGAAAAGCUGAAACAUCGGGUACAGGAAAUAUUUGCAGGGAACGGUAUUGGUCUCCCAAAAGAUACCUCAGCCAAGAGUGUGCCUGUGAAAGGGGUAGAGGCAUCGUCGUCGUCGUCGUCUACAAAAAUGAAGGCCAUUCCUAAAUUUACGAAAGUUACAGCAGAAAAACCUUCCAAAAGUCAAGAAUCUACCCCUAUCGUUGCCGAUAGUUCAAAACGUGAAAUUAAUAAUAAUAAUAAGUCGUCUUCUCAGCAAUCAUCUCCACCCUCAUACUCUAACUCGGGUGUAAAAAAUACCAAGGAUAAACCGCCUUUAGAACGUAACAAGCGUAAACCUAAUACUUUAAGCUCAACCAUUACCUCUCAGCCUUCUGGUCAAUCAGACGGUUUUAAGAAACCCUCAUUACCAUCAUCGACGUCAUCCUUUUCAAAAGAAAACGGCCCAAGUUCUUACUCCUCAUCUAAUAAAACUGCCAAACCAAACGGAUAUUCCAGCAAAAGUAAUGCCUCUUCUCCCCUACUCGCGAAGAAACAUUCAGAUUUCUCGAAUAAUUCCAAACAGCGAUAUGCUGAGGAGGAAGUUCGUCACAAGCCUCCUCCCAACGGCAAAAUGCUUCCUCCUUCCAACACAUCAUUCUCUAAAAGACCACCAGACAGGGUUCCUCCUAGAUCUCGACCUCCUGUGGAUAUGGACAGGUCAGCACCCCGCUAUCGUCAAGAAAUGCCACCUUCUCAGAAAAAAGAUAAACCACAUCGAGGAAGGCAGGUCAUUGAUAGUGACGACGAGGAGGAGGAUUAUGAUUCCGAGAUGGAUGAUUUCAUCGAUGAUUCUGACGUUCCAGCCGAAGAUAUUAGCAGCAUGAUUGGGCAAAUGUUUGGCUACAAUAAGAGAAAGUAUGUAAAUGAAGAAAGUGAUGAUGAAUGCAUGGAGUCCAGUGUGGAGCAACAGAUGCGUGAAGAAGCACGUACUUUAAGAUUAGGGGUUCUCGAAGAUUUGGAGGAUAUGAGGAUGGAAGAAGAAGAAAAGAAGAGAAAAGCUGCGUUUUUGAAAAAGAGAAAACUAAAGUAAAAAUUUAAUUUUGCACAUGUGUCCUUGUCAAUCGCAAUAAUACAAUUAUGACAAAUCGCUCGUCGCAUAAUAUGUAACGCUCUCAAUAUUCAUACGAGUAGAAUAAAAAAAUUAAUAUAUACAACCAAACCA